Messenger RNA from Triticum turgidum subsp. durum (durum wheat), 1620 nucleotides. NCBI's taxonomy places the organism in Eukaryota, Viridiplantae, Streptophyta, Magnoliopsida, Poales, Poaceae. The record is from the annotation of a GenBank genome assembly.
AUGGUUAAAUCCUGGCUCAAAACCGCCUCUGGUCUCAAAAGGCAGCAGUUUGAUAUUCAGCAGCAAGCUUUGAAGCUCACCGCAAACAGUAUGUACGGUUGCUUGGGCUUUACUAGUUCUAGGUUUUUUGCAAAGCCACUUGCCGAGCUUAUUACCCUGCAAGGUAGAGAGAUCUUACAAAACACUGUUAAUCUGGUUCAGAAUAAUUUAAACUUGGAGGUUAUUUAUGGUGACACGGACUCCAUAAUGAUAUAUACUGGACUGGAUGACAUCUCCAAGGCAAAAUCAAUUGCUGGAAAGGUCAUUCAGGAGGUGAACAAGAAGUACCGUUGUCUGGAGAUUGAUCUUGAUGGUGUAUACAAAAGAAUGUUGCUUCUCAAAAAGAAGAAAUAUGCUGCCAUUAAAGUGGCACUAGAUGGUAGUUUACGAGAGAACAUUGAGCGCAAGGGACUUGAUAUGGUCAGGCGUGAUUGGAGUUUGCUGUCAAAAGAAAUUGGUGAUUUUUGCCUGAAUCAAAUUUUGUCUGGAGGGACAUGUGAUGAUGUUGUUGAGUCAAUACAUAAUUCUCUCGUCCAGGUCCAAGCACAGAUGAAAAGUGGUCAAAUAGAGCUUGAAAAAUAUAUCAUCACAAAGAGUCUAACGAAAGCACCAGAAGAUUAUCCAGAUGCUAAAAACCAGCCUCAUGUCCAGGUUGCUUUAAGACUGAAGCAAAAUGGUUUCUCUGGAUGCUCUGCAGGUGAUACCGUUCCUUAUAUUAUUUGCUCACAACAGGAUUCAGAUAAAACACAUUCUGGGGGAAUUGCUCAAAGAGCUAGGCAUCCGGAUGAGUUAACACGAGACCCCAACAAGUGGAUGAUUGACAUCGAGUAUUAUUUGUCACAGCAGAUUCAUCCUGUGGUUUCUCGACUGUGUGCUUCAAUUGAGGGUACUAGCCCAGCCCGACUGGCUGAAUGUCUUGGACUUGAUUCCUCCAAGUUUCAAUCAAGAUCGACCGGGUCUAGCAACGAAGAUAUGUCUAGCAUGCUCUUAUCUGUAACUGAUGAUGAAGAAGAGAGAUAUCGUGGCUGUGAGCCGAUGCGCCUAUCAUGCCCAUGCUGUACCAGUACCUUCGAGUGUCCCCCUGUAUCCAGUCUGAUUGCUAGUUUAUCAGAUGCAAAUGAAGGAAAAGAUGCUAUUGUGAAUUUCUGGCGUCGGAUGCGAUGCCCAAGAUGUCCAGAUGAUACUGAUGAGUGCAGAGUUUCUCCUGCUGUGAUUGCCAACCAGAUAAAAAGACAGUUUCAUGAUGACGAGGGUUGCAAAUAUUCGACUCACAUUGUGAACCUUAGAGUGAUGGGGGAUUCUGAGAGAGGAACCAUCUGCCCGAACUAUCCACAAUGCAACGGCCGUUUAGUAAGACAGUACACAGAGGCAGAUCUAUACAGGCAAUUGUCCUACCUUUGCUAUGUACUUGAUGCAACCCGGUGUCUUGAUAAGUUGGACCAGAAGAUGCGGCUUCCUUUCGAGAAAGAGUUUGCAGUAUUAAACCAAACCAUAAGCUCGGCAUUUCUGGAGAUUCAGAAAAUCCGAGACAGAUGUGCUUUUGGAUGGGUUCAGUUGACAGAUCUAGCAGUGUCAAUCUGA